AUGAGUCAGAACGCCUCGUCCGCUGCCAAUCAAGCCGGCGGCAAAGGCAGCGGCAAAGCCCGAGCACGAGCUCCAGCUCCAGCUCGCGCCGGAGCUCGCAAGGACGAAGAAGUGGACGAAAAGGUGCUGCGGCGCCGGCAGCAGUACAAGAUGCACCAGCGGCGCCACCGCGCCAAGCAGAAGGCCAAGGCCGCGUCGCUCGAGCUCGAGGUCCUCAGCUUGGCGGCCGAGGUGGAGGCGCUCGCACGCAAGCGCCAGAAAUUGCUAGUCGACAACAAUUUUUUCGCGUCGCGCGGCACGGCGGGCGGCGUCCCCGCGCGCGUGGCCAUGGAGUACUUCCGGCUGUUCCAGUUCGGCGCAUCGCCGCUGCAUAUCGACCAGCAGGAGCAGUUCCUGCGCGCCGUCAUGACAGCUGAGACCGAAGGCCCGGACUACGUGGGCGUGGACACCGUCGUCACGCAGUGGCGCCACUACUGCAGCUUCUUCGACUACACGCGCUACGAGCCACAGGCCAUCAACGUCACGACGGUCGGAGAGCUCACGGUGGUCGAGGCCGACUCGAUCUUCAGCAUCUGCGCGCGGCGGGACGGCGUCGUGACGCUCUACCCGUCGCUCAACGGCGACCUGGAGCUCACGCAGAAGCUCUCGGGCAGCAUCAUCAACAUCCACGGCAAGUACCGGUUCACCUUCGACGCGCACGGCAUGAUCACGUGGUUCAGCGCCGAAUGGGACCUCGUGGACGCGCUGCAGCGCGCGCUCGGGAGCUUGGCCGACGUCUCGACGGUGCUCUCGGACGCCAACAUCUCGGCGUCCACGGGCCAGAUCACGGUGGACCAGCAGCAGCCCAAGCCGCGCGUCGACCCGCGGCACAAUGUCGAGUUCCUGCUGUCGUAG
Phytophthora sojae is the source of this 894-nucleotide messenger RNA. RefSeq lists its product as hypothetical. Lineage: Eukaryota; Oomycota; Peronosporomycetes; Peronosporales; Peronosporaceae. The record is from RefSeq and is a predicted model, not a curated record. Bases 1 to 894 code for a protein of 297 amino acids. The transcript has a single exon.